GUGGAAAUGGCCGGCGGCCUCGUUCAGGGCCCUCAGGUACCAGAGCAGCGCCAUUGGCACCCGAUGGCCCACCCCAGCGCCAACGCCCAGCUGCAGCCAGACCACCGCCAUUGACGCCGACAUCACCGCCACGGGGGGUCCGCCAACCUGCUGUUUCACACUCGACGCACUGCUUCCCUUUCCCUCAUCCCUCCGACUGCUGCCUUUUCCCCCUUGGGCUAAUCUUGCGGCCGCCGAGUCCUUGUCAGGAACCCUCCCUUUUCGUCACCAAAGCUUUUCCCCGACGUUUGCGCGGCCUUAAGUCACGCUCCCGCCCUAUCUGCUUCCCACGGGAAUCCCCUCAGCCAAAACGCAAACCACCCCGCCGUCGGCUGACGAACCGCGCAUGAACGCCUGGUGGUGACCCUCGUCAUCGCGAUACGAGAUUCACACGACACACACCCCGGCCCUCCACCUCGAAACGCUGCCACUUUGCCCCGACGACCCGGCCACCGCUGCGACAAACUCGAUACGGCCGACUGUCGCCAGUACGUCCAAACCUUUAGAACGACACCAUCGAGAGUUCGAGGCUGAGGCCAACAACGCUCCCUGGGCUGCCCGACGGGCGGAUGCGUGCCACCUCGCCGACCCCAAGCGCACCGCCGCCGGCGAUGCGACAACCGUCUCCUUCGACACUCGCCUCCGCCCUCACCCCUCCUCUCGUCACGCUCCUCGCCGCCACACGGUAGACGCCACGGCCCUGCGCACGCCGUCAAGGGCGCGACGCAAACAAGAGCGAUGCCGGGAGACCGGCACAAUCACUCGAGCAAUGGCCGAGCUGCUCCCGCCGGCGUCGCCUCCGUGGCGGUCUCGAGAGAUCGCGGUACGCCUGGCACGCCUUCGCGCAAGGAGAGGGUGCCGCGGGAGAGCUCGGCGUUGCAGGACCCAGGGCUGAAAGACUACAGGCUGGGCGAGUGUCUCGGCAAGGGUGCCUUCGGAUCCGUGUACAAGGCCUUUAACUGGAGCACCGGCGAAGCUGUUGCGGUCAAGCAAAUCAAGCUUGCGGACCUGCCUAAGAGCGAGCUACGCAUGAUCGAGAGCGAAAUCGACCUGCUCAAGAACCUGCUGCAUGACAACAUUGUCAAGUACAUUGGCUUUGUCAAGUCAACGGACUGUCUCAACAUCAUACUGGAGUAUUGCGAAAAUGGCUCUCUCCACUCGAUAUUAAAAGCAUACGGAAAGUUUCCGGAAAAUCUUGUCGGGGUGUACAUGACCCAAGUCCUGCAGGGCCUCCAAUAUCUUCACGAUCAGGGUGUCAUACAUCGCGAUAUCAAGGGCGCAAACAUCCUCACCACAAAAGAUGGCACCGUCAAGCUGGCCGACUUUGGCGUCUCGACGAGCACCCUCGCCGGCGGCCAGGAUAAGGAGGCCCAGGUCGUGGGAACGCCGUACUGGAUGGCCCCCGAGAUCAUUCAGCUGUCUGGGGCGAGCUCGGCUUCGGAUAUUUGGAGCGUCGGAUGCACCGUCAUCGAGCUGCUGCAGGGAAAGCCCCCCUACCACAACUUGGCUGCCAUGCCCGCGCUUUUUGCCAUUGUCAACGAUGACCACCCCCCGCUGCCCGAAGGCAUAUCAGCGGCCGCCCGAGACUUUCUUAUGCAAUGCUUCCAAAAAGAUCCAAACCUGAGAGUCACCGCCAGAAAGCUGCUCCGGCAUGCCUGGAUUGCAGGCUCGCGACGGGCCGAAGCACCGGUUUCGAAGGCGCCUGCCAACUUCAACCAAGCCGUCGAGGAAGUCAAGCAGUGGAACAAGGCCCUCAACUCCGACUCGAACCUCCGCACCUCUAUCGGGUCCGAAUUUAUGGGGCCGUCGUCACGAUUUAUCGCCGGAGGAACACCAGCAAGGGGUCCGCUUAGCCUCGCCAAGUCUAGGCCCGCUGCCGAAGCAUUCAAGUCCGCGGAAGUCGCCAACGAUGACAACUGGGACGAUGACUUCGCCACGGCAAUCUCUCCCAGUGCCCUCCAGCUGCCCCAUCUCAAGCCUCAAGACAAUUUCGGUGGUCUUCUUUCCAGCGACAAACUGAAAGCCUUUGCUUCCUCUAGCGACGGACGGACAGAUAGCAGUAACUAUGACGAUGACUUUGAAGGAGAACUGUUGACAAUCAAAGGGCCGAGCAGUCGCUUCCGCGACAUCGACUCGCAAGAGCAUACGAUUCGGCCGCUGCCAAAGAAGACGGUCACGAAGGCGGCGGAGACCCCUAAGCACCACCGCACCAAGGCAGGCUCGGGGAAACAGCCGCUCGCCAUCUCUUCUGGCCCAUCUGUAUCGAGAUCGCCGCCAAAGGCACACUUGGGCAGCAUCUUCGAGCUGCCGCCGAGACCGGACGUUGUGUACCGCGAGCAGAGCACCGAAGACUUCUCGGAUCUCUUUGUGGACAAUGACAGCCUCUUCGGCCGGGGAGUAAACCCGGCUGUCAACAAGGGCGCUCGAGCGACUGAUGCCCCUCAGCUCUUCCACCCGUCCGACCUCACCAGCUUGCCACGCUCCAUGCAGGCGCCUGAUGGCAGCAUCAGGAAGAAGUCGCAGUCGAGGCCGUCCGUCCUGCCGGAUCGUCCUAUGCGACGCACUCGCUCGUCGAUCGAGAUCCAGAAAUUUGCAGAGGACGAUGACGAGGACUUCUCAGACGUCUUUGGUGCAAGUGACUCGCAUGGCGAAAAGGAAGAGAGCGAGCGUGGCUCCGAGGACGGUGGGCUCAUGCUCAUGUCCAAAAUGUCCAGCAGCUCGUGGCUGGGGGAUGACGAGGACGAGUUCGACCCGUUUGCCACAAUGGAUCCCGGCUGGGACGAGAUGGACCUCGAGGCGAACAUCGCUAGAGACAGGCAUGCGCGGCUGGCAGAGCGAGUAGAAGAUCUGGUGGCCUCGUUGAAGACUACAGAGGGUGAGGAUAUGCUAUCCGACUUGUCGGAAGACUUGUUGGCACUCCUGUGGGAACACAAGGAGGUGAAGACGCUCAUUAUCAGCGCACACGGCCUGUUACCGAUUCUCGAGAUCCUGGAGCCUUGUACCGUGAAAAGCCGACAGUACAUGAUCCUCCAGCUGCUCAAGGUCGUCAACGCCAUCAUCCUCGAUGACGUCGAGAUUCAGGAGAACCUUUGCUUCGUCGGCGGCAUUCCCAUCAUCACAAAGUUUGCGGCACGCCAGUACUCGGAUGAGAUUCGGCUGGAAGCUGCAGCGUUCGUCCGUCAAAUGUACCAGACAUCUACACUAACCCUUCAGAUGUUCGUGUCCGCUGGCGGGCUGAACGUUCUCGUCGAAUUCCUGGACGAGGACUACGACAGUGCACGGGACCUCGUGCUUAUCGGUGUCAACGGGAUCUGGAAUGUUUUCGAACUGCAAGGGCCGACGCCCAAAAACGACUUUUGCAGAAUCUUCUCAAGGAGCAAGAUUCUCUAUCCCUUGGCGCUCGUGCUUCAUCGCGUGCUUGAUGAAGAAGGGGAAGACGAGUUGGGCGAGCUCAUAGAGGGGCGCAUCGUCAACAUCUUCUACCUAUUCAGCCAGGCCGAGAACUACGUCAAGGAAAUGGUGGCUGACCGGCAGGUGCUCAAGAGCGUCCUAAAAGACCUGAGACGGAUGACACCCGUGCACCAAAUUACGAUGCUCAAGUUCAUCAAGAAUCUGUCAAUGCUGUCGACAACGAUUGAGUCGCUACACUCGGCGGACGCCAUCGAGUUCCUCAUCGACCUCCUCAGCUACAGCAUGAAGAAGGACCAGAAGCAUUUCAGGGAAAUUUCGAAUCAGGUCCUCAACACUCUAUUCAACUUGUGCCGACUCAGCAAGGAGAGACAGGAGGACGCGGCCGUCGGAGGCAUCAUCCCGCUGCUGCUGAGGAUCAUGAAGACGGCCCGACCACCUAAGGAGUUUGCCCUGCCGAUAUUGUGCGACAUGGCCCACUCGGGGUCCAAGGGGAGAAGAUACCUGUGGCAGAACAAGGGGCUUGCGUUCUACGUGACCCUGCUGACGGACCAGUAUUGGCAGGUGACGGCUCUAGAUGCCAUUUUGGUGUGGCUGCAGGAAGAGACGGCAAACGUCGAGAGCCACCUCGUGGACGGGCACUUUACGAGGGCCAUUGUCAGCUGCUUCGGCACGAACCGGUUGAACGCCUUCGACUCGAACCUACUCGAGCCUCUGCUCAAGCUGCUCCGUCUCAGCCCGUCAGUUGCGGCCUCGCUGGCGAAGCCGGAGAUGUUUGCGGGCAUCGCGCAGAGGCUAGGGCACAAGAAGGCUGUGGUACGGCUGAACCUCCUGAGGCUGGUACGAACCAUCAUGGACUCGUGCGAGCCUGGCCUCGGCACGGGCGAUGGCUCGCGGACACUCAACAACGCGCAGAUUAGGUCUCUUAUGAACUCGAUACAAACGCUGGCCGAGACGGACACGGCCGUGCUGGUGCGAAACCUGGCCGCAGAACUGCUUCGCUCCCACAUCGAAAUGGACUCUAGUGUAGGACACCUCUUGCGGCACGAUGGGCCCUCAGCGGCGCAGGUCAGCUCGGCUUCGUCGUCGGCCAGGAGGUCUGCCACGCGGCGGAACACUAGUUAUACCCCGCCGAGCUUCCAGUCCUCCGUGUCGAUGCCGCAGACGCCCACGAGCCGCAGCAGGCAGAGCCUCGUCGCUGGCAAUGCCUACAUCGAGGUGGCCGCCAGCCCUCGACGCAGCAACACGACGCUCGACCGCGAGUCCCUCAUGUAUCGGCCACGCAGCCGCGACGGCCCGACCCAGAUCCCACGGCGCGUGAGCGGCGACGCGAGCUCCCUGGGCGGCAGCAGCAGCAGCGGCACCACCGUGUCGUCGGGUGCUAAGAGCCGGCUGCCGCGCACUUCACUGGCGCCCAUGGGGAUACACUCGUCAGGCCGGCAUCCGGGGCCCAGCGCCUCCAGGGCGUCGGAGCAGCACGUGUCCCACCACCAUCACGCCGUCAUGACUCCCAUGGUGGUGCGCAGCGAGAGCAGCACCAGCAACAAGGAGAACGGAGGCAGCAGCAGCAGGGCGUCGCGCGAGCUUGUGUCCGCCAGGGACAGGGACAGGGACAGGGACGGGGCCGGAGGCGGCGUCGUUACGCCCAGCGCUGCGGUAGCCAAGGCCCGCCGCAACGUGGACAACAACAAUAAGUGGUGAGGCUCAGUGCCGCCCCUUUUGUCUACGGGGUUGAGCGCAACAAGAGCGCCCUCCCCCUCUCCACCAAGGCGCGGCACGACGUACAUGCCUACCUACCUAUCCACACGGACUACUCACUACAUUUAAUCGCCACCCCACACAGACACUUGAAUCUCCUUGUCUUCUCUUACAAUACCACAAUGACGCGCCCAAACACAUCACAAUGUAUAUACAUGAAGGGCAGGUUUGUUCGCUUGCCCACCGCCUAGGGACAACCAGCCAGCCCCCUUGCUCCAUCCUCCGCGUCGUCGCCCUCCGCUUCUGCUCCCCCCUUUUCUAUCAGGAAAACUGGAUCCAGUUCUCCGUCGGGGGCGUUGAAAAGCGGUGCGAGGGCCAGUCCGAAGGGGUAAUAACAUCACGACCGAACACGGCGCGUGCGCGGAGCAGAAAGGGGCGGCGGUUCGUUUUGCCCUUUAAGGGAACAGACAGACACGGGCAAGGAGUUUAUGGAAAGGAAGAAAGGAAGAGAGAAGGAAAUCAAAAGGCAUGGCAGCAAACACAUAGCAACGCGCGUACCGGAGGGGGUUUUGCUUUUCGCUGCUUUCUCUUUCCUUUGUUUUCUUGGUAAACGAUUGGGCUGCUGCUGCUGCUGCUGCUUCUGCUCCGGCGGCGGCGGCGGAUACGAACACGGGGGCUACGAUCUCUCUCGAUGACGCGCGGUAUGGGGCAUGGUAGUUUUGGCAUCGCCGGGGAAUGGAGGGUGGGAGCUGGGAAGGCAUAGGAUGGGAGUAGACGGAUGGCACUGCAUUGCCUUUUUGACUUUUCAUGUUACAAUUAGACCUGCGGCUUCUUGGCUGCUGCCCAUCUCCCCCGAUAGCCCCC
Molecule: messenger RNA, 6009 nt
Organism: Purpureocillium takamizusanense
Lineage: Eukaryota; Fungi; Ascomycota; Sordariomycetes; Hypocreales; Ophiocordycipitaceae
Gene: CDC15
Product: Non-specific serine/threonine protein kinase
Exons: 9
Coding region: 778-5148 (1456 amino acids)
Biological process (GO): protein phosphorylation
Cellular component (GO): cytoplasm
Molecular function (GO): ATP binding; protein serine/threonine kinase activity
Source: RefSeq, a predicted model, not a curated record